Sphenostylis stenocarpa is the source of this 3882-nucleotide messenger RNA. NCBI's taxonomy places the organism in Eukaryota, Viridiplantae, Streptophyta, Magnoliopsida, Fabales, Fabaceae. The record is from the annotation of a GenBank genome assembly.
AUGACUUAUACCUGCCAUAAGGAUUAUUACCCUACAAAGCUUGAGCAAGAUCAAGCAGCAGCAUCAACGUGCCCAGACUACUUCAAAUGGAUCCAUGAGGAUAUAAAACCAUGGAAGAGAACAGGAAUCACUAGGGAAAUGGUGGAGACGGGAAAAAAUGUUUCAUUCUUCAGGGUUGUGAUUAAACAAGGAAAAGUUUAUGCAGAAAGGUGUGCAAAUUCCUAUCAGACUAGAGAUGUGUUUACAGUAUGGGGAAUUCUACAACUUCUAAGGUUGUACCCUGGAAAGAUACCUGAUUUGGAGCUUUUGUUUGAGACUGGGGAUAGAACUGUGGUGCAUGAACAACACUUCCAAGGACCACCGCCACCUAUUUUCCAUUACUGUGGGGAGAAAAAUGCUUAUGACAUUGUCUUUCCUGUUUGGAGCUUCUGGGGUUGGGUUGAGCUUGCAAUAAAACCAUGGGAGGCAUUACUGCAGGACAUAGACGAAGGCAACAAGAAGAUGAAAUAUGGAAGGAUAGGUUACCCUAUGCAUUUUGGAAAGGCAACACACGGGUGUCCUACCAAAGACCAAUGUGUCCACAGGUACAAGAUUUAUGUGGAAGGGAUAACAUGGUCUGUGAGUGAAAAGUACAUAUUAGCAUGUGACUCCAUGACCUUGUUCAUAGAGCCUAUAUAUUAUGAUUUCUUUAGAAGAAGCUUGAAACCUAGGCAGAAAUACUGGCCUAUCAGCAGGAACAACCAAACCAUGUGCAAUGAUAUUAAGUCUGCUGUUGAAUGGGGUAAUGCAAAUCCAGACAAGAUUUCGGCUGGCAGCUACGUACUGGCAAUGAACAACCUCAAGCUAGGAGUAGAAGUUGUGAAUGCUCAUGACCUUGUUCCCAAAGAUGGCAAAGGAUCAUCUAGUACAUUUGUGGAACUUCACUUUGAUGGCCAGAGAUUUCGGACAACAACUAAAGAUAAAGAUCUGAGUCCUGUUUGGAAUGAAAGCUUUUACUUCACCGUUACUGAUCCAAGCAAGUUACCAAGCCUCACUCUUGAUGCCUGUAUCUUCCACUACAACAAAAGCAAUGGCUCCAAAAUACUCCUUGGGAAGGUCAGGCUAACUGGAACCUCAUUCGUUUAUCAUUCUGAUGCUGUUCUUUUGCACUACCCUCUGGAAAAGAAAAACAUUUUUUCCCGCUCAAAAGGAGAGAUUGGUUUGAAGGUUUUUGUUACAGAUGACCCUUCUAUAAGAGCCUCAAACCCUCUUCCUGCUGUGGAAUCCUUUGUCGAUAUAGUUCAAGAUCUAACACAAGAUCUAACACACGACCAAAUACCACCACCAGUAUCAUUUACAGACUCAAUCUCCAACACCGUGUCUAGGAAGAAAACUGAGUCAAGGCACACGUUUCAUAACAUUGCAAAAUCAAAUCAUGAACAAAAACAGCAGUCAAAGCCUGCAGCAGAUGCCAAGCCAAGUGUAACCUUUGGGAUUCAAGAGAUGAAAUCCUCACAGCCUCUUCCAAAAGUUGUUCAAGCAUUCGCAGGUGCGCAAGAUUAUGUAGUGAAAGAAACAAGCCCUACCCUUGGAGGGGGCAAAGUUGUUGGUGGAAGGGUCAUACGCGGGAGCAAGCCAGCCACAUCCAGCAGCUAUGACCUUGUUGAAUCAAUGAGCUACCUUUUUGUUAGAGUUGUAAAAGCCCGUGACCUUCCUUCAAUGGAUAUCACAGGUAGCCUUGACCCCUAUGUGGAGGUCAAGAUUGGAAACUUCAAAGGAACUACCAAUCACUUUGAGAAAAACCAAAACCCUGAAUGGAACAAGGUGUUUGCCUUUGCCGAGGAGAAUCGGCAAUCCUUUCUUCUUGAAGUUACAGUCAAAGACAGGGACCAUAUAUCAGAUGAUGUUGUUGGAACUGUGUUUUUUGAUUUGCAUGAAGUUCCUAAACGUACUCCACCUGAUAGUCCAUUGGCUCCUCAGUGGUAUAGGAUUGAGAAAACGAAUGGAGAAAAGAAAGGGGAGUUGAUGCUUGCUGUUUGGAGAGGCACACAAGCUGAUGAGGCUUUUCAAGAUGCUUGGCAUUCUGAUGCAGUAGUAAACCCUGAUGGAAGCACUAUAUCAAACUAUUCUCAGAUUCGUUCAAAAGUUUACAUGUCCCCAAGAUUAUGGUAUGUACGGGUCAAAGUGGUUGAGGCACAGGACUUAGUUUCAUCUGACAAGUCUAAACUUCCAGAUGCCAGUGUUAAGGUUCAAAUCGGAAACCAGACUUCAAAGACAAAGCCAAUGAGGGGCGUGAACCCGCAGUGGAAUCAUGAUGCAUUGUUUGUUGCUGCUGAACCUUUUGAAGAGCCUUUGGUUUUCACAGUUGAAGAUCGCGUUGGUGCUAACAAGGAUGAGACUAUUGGCAAUGUUGUUCUUCCUAUAAGCAAAAUUGAAAAGCGCUUUGAUGAUAAGCUUGUCCGUGGUGGCUGGUUUCUUCUAGAAAAGUCCAUGUCAUCUGCUAUGGAGGAGCAAGGGAAAAUGAAAGAGAAAGAGAAGGACAAGGACAAGUUCUUCAGCAGAAUCCAUGUCAUUGCCUUUCUUGAUGGUGGAUAUCAUGUUCUGAAUGAGUCAACUUAUUACAGUAGUGAUCUUAGGCCAUCCACAAGGCAGCUUUGGAAGAAGCCAAUUGGUGUCUUAGAACUUGGCAUUUUGAAUGUUGAUGUGUUGUUACCACCCAAAAGUAGGGAUGGAAGGGGAACAUCAGAUACAUACUGUGUGGCGAAGUAUGGCCAUAAAUGGGUGCGCACUAGAACCAUUGUUAACAAUCUAAACCCGAAGUUCCAUGAGCAGUACACUUGGGAAGUUUAUGAUACAGCUACAGUUCUCACCUUGGGGGUGUUUGAUAAUGCACAGAUUCACAAUUCUUCAAAUGGCAAAAAAGAUUCCGAGAUUGGAAAGAUUCGGAUAAGGAUCUCAACACUAGAAACUGGUCGCGUAUACACUCACUCAUAUCCACUAUUAUCAAUUCAUAGCUCUGGUCUCAAGAAGAAUGGUGAUGUGCACUUGGCCAUACGUUUCUCAUGCAACUCAAUGCUUAACAUGAUGGGCUUGUAUUUCAAGCCCCAUUUGCCAAAAAUGCACUACACAAAGCCCCUUAGCAUUAUUGACCAGGAAAGGCUGAGACUCCAGGCUAUGCUCAUUGUGGCAGCUAGACUAGGCAGGGCUGAACCCCCUCUUAGAAAGGAAGUGGUUGAGUACAUGUCAGACACAGACUCUCACCUAUGGAGCAUGCGGCGUAGCAAGGCCAACUUCAACCGUCUGAGGAACGUGUUUUACUUCCUAGUUCGGAUUGGAGGUUGGUUUGGAGAAAUUGCUAAAUGGAAGAACCCUUUCGUGACAGUGCUGGUGCACAUUCUCUACUUAAUGUUUGUGUGUUUCCCAGAUCUUAUCCUACCAACAAUAUUCCUAUACAUGUUUGUGAUAGGGAUGUGGCAAUGGAGGUUCCGUCCAAGAUACCCUCCGCACAUGGAUGCUAGGCUCUCUUGUGCUGGUAUAGCAACCCCUGAGGAGUUGGAUGAGGAGAUGGACACUUUUCCAACCACAAAGAGUUCAGAUAUAGUGCGUUGGAGGUAUGACAGGUUGAGAAGUUUGGCAGGGAGGGUUCAAAGUGUCGUUGGACAAAUAGCAACACAAGGAGAAAGAGUCCAUGCUCUUCUGAGUUGGAGGGAUCCACGUGCCACUUCCAUAUUCAUGGUGUUUUGCCUUGUGACUGCCAUAAUGUUGUAUGUUACCCCACCACAAAUGUUGUUCAUUCUAUCUGGAUUUUACCUAAUCAGGCACCCUAAGCUUAGGGACAAGACACCAGGAGCACCAAUCAAUUUCUUCCGCAGGUUGCCUGCUCUCACAGAUACCAUGAUGUAG